Sclerotinia borealis F-4128 is the source of this 870-nucleotide messenger RNA. The record is from the annotation of a GenBank genome assembly. Lineage: Eukaryota; Fungi; Ascomycota; Leotiomycetes; Helotiales; Sclerotiniaceae.
AUGACGCAUUUUAAUCCCAAUCUGGAUCCAUCAUUAUUUUCCAACUCAUCACUCAACGCUGGAGAAAUUAAAGAGGGAAUUGAUGCGAACAAAGAUGAAGGACAGAUUUUGGAUAGAAACAAGAACAAUGAGGCUCUAGGAAGCGCAGGGCAGGCGGAGGGCCACAGCUCGGAAGGAGAGGGCAGCGAUAUGGUAGAUGUUGAUUUGGGAGGAAACUUGGGUAUUGAUCUAAUGGGCAACAUUGGAGUUCAAAGUGAUGAUUUGAAUAUGUCUGCAUCAAACCGUGAUGGGGAACAAUCCGAGCAGGAGUAUUCUGAGCGUGUCUCCGAAGACGAUGAAUUUUCAAUAUCCGAUUUUAGUGAUAACGAUGACACAAUAAACGUCGAAAAUAAAUCAAACGAAGUCACAGGCAUGAAUACUUUUCACUCGGCAGACAGCUGGAAGUCCGAUAAUGCCCCUCCCGCUGACGAGCCACCACCACCUCCGUCCUACUCCCCACCUCCAACACCGAUCUUGAGAUUGGCCCCAUUGUUUCCCCCAGGUGUCAGGAUGUCAUCAGCUGCUUCGUUGACAUAUUUCGACAACCCAAUCCAACACGCCAUCAGAAUCAACGCAAGAAAGGUUCGGGUACACGAUACGCAUGUUACCAUCGCUGAGCAUCGACUCAAACAUCUGCCAGGAAUGUGGCGACUAACUUCAAGAUUUCCGUCCUCUCUGCGAAGAUGCUGGGUUCCCUACGAUACCUUCGAUGAGUAUCUGGAAAACACCCUGGUCACUGUGCGCGACUAUGGAGCGGAGGAAAAUAUCGAGACGAUGGAAGAAGAUGAUGAAGAUGAUGAAGAUGAUGAAGAUGAAGUGGUCAUCGAUUAA